GCGGAGCCGGGCCCGCCCCUGGCUUCCACCCCCGGAGCCCACAGCGUCCGCCUGCCCGCGGCCGCACGGGAGCUCGUUCAGCCCCAGGCUACGCUCGCCCGCCCGCGCCCGCGCCCGCGCCCGCGCCUGCGACUGCCCCUGCGGCUCUACGGCCCGGUGUUAGUUCAGCACAGAAACUCAGAAGACAAAGACAAGUUCUACUACAAUGUCGUACAGACGGGAACUAGAGAAAUACCGCGACCUGGAUGAAGAUGAAAUCCUCGGAGCCCUGACAGAGGAAGAGCUCAGGACUCUGGAAAAUGAGCUGGAUGAGCUCGACCCUGAUAAUGCACUGCUGCCCGCAGGCCUGAGGCAGAAGGAUCAGACCACCAAGGCGCCCACGGGCCCCUUUAAAAGGGAGGAGCUCUUGGAUCACUUGGAAAAGCAAGCAAAGGAGUUUAAGGACCGAGAAGAUCUGGUCCCCUACACAGGGGAAAAGCGAGGCAAGGUCUGGGUCCCCAAGCAGAAGCCGAUGGAUCCUGUGCUGGAAAGUGUGACAUUGGAGCCGGAGUUGGAGGAGGCGCUGGCGAACGCCUCAGAUGCCGAACUCUGUGACAUCGCAGCUAUCCUGGGCAUGCACACGCUCAUGAGCAACCAGCAGUACUACCAGGCCCUGGGCAGCAGCUCCAUCGUGAACAAGGAGGGCCUCAACAGUGUGAUUAAACCAACACAAUACAAGCCUGUGCCCGAUGAAGAACCCAAUUCAACAGACGUGGAGGAAACGCUAGAGCGGAUAAAGAAAAAUGACCCAAAACUCGAAGAGGUUAACCUCAAUAACAUCCGGAAUAUCCCCAUACCCACCCUCAAGGCAUACGCAGAGGCCCUGAAAGACAACUCAUAUGUGAAGAAGUUCAGCAUUGUGGGGACACGGAGCAAUGACCCCGUGGCGUAUGCCCUUGCUGAGAUGCUCAAGGAGAACAAGGUGUUAAAGACACUGAACGUGGAAUCCAACUUCAUUUCCGGAGCUGGGAUCCUGCGCCUGGUGGAAGCCCUUCCAUACAACACUUCUUUGGUGGAACUGAAAAUCGAUAACCAGAGCCAGCCCCUGGGCAACAAGGUGGAGAUGGAGAUCGUGAGCAUGCUGGAGAAGAACACAACGCUUCUGAAGUUCGGCUACCACUUUACCCAGCAGGGCCCGCGGCUGCGGGCGUCCAACGCCAUGAUGAACAACAACGACCUUGUGAGGAAGAGGAGGCUCGCGGACUUGACUGGGCCCAUCAUUCCCAAGUGCCGGAGUGGAGUCUAGUGCAUGGCGGUGACGACCAUGCCUUUGAACUGGACAUGUUCUACUGAUAAUCUGUGCUCUGCAGUGGAAACCGGAAGGCAAAAUGCCGGCACAAAACCCUUUUGUGGUUCAGUUCUUUAUGCACUAAGGUUUUAGGUUAACUAGUGGUUAUAGUUCGAAAAUUUUAUAAACUAUGGUUAAUGUGAAGUUUUUCUUUAGUCACAGUUCAGUCUGGUUAUUAUUUAAAAACUAAGAAGCCCCUGAACCAGCAGAUCUUACUGAAGAUGACAUUAUAGCAGCAGUGACUUAACCCCAAGAGCCCAGUUUCAGUGGUCUUGCUGUGGUGUUUCCAGUGUAUUUAAAAUGCGUAACACAUGAACAAACAUAACACACUUGAGUAACACAAGAAUAAUACACUCUUCUGUGUGGUUUAGAAUCAUUAUAAAAUACUUUAUUACAAAUUUGAUCUUAGUUAUUAUAGCAAAGAGAACAGGUUCUUUAUUAACUCUCCUUUAAAAUGUAAGAACCUCAAGAUUAAAGUUGCCAAAUUGAUUCUGGGAUCAAGAUCACAAUUUCUCCUCUCAAGAAAGACAGAAAGACUAAAGCCACAGAGCUAUGCCAGGAAUAAAAAAAACAUGAGAUUUCUUUUUGCUGGAUACAAGGAAAUGACAGAAAAGCUGGUGAUGAAAUUCUAAGUUUCAAAAAUUAUCCUUUCUUUACCAAUCCCAGGCAACAAACAGCAACUUGAGUGUUCUGUAUGAUAUCUGGGAUUUACUUACAAUUUGAAACCGGAGUCAAAAUUUUUUCCUUAUCGAAUGCCAACCUUGUGAUGGAUGGGAAAACCUAUGGCCAAAUGCUUUAAAACACCUUUCUAUACUGCGCAUGGGCUAAUGGCUUACGUGAGGUCAGACAUCAGAGGGAUACAUUUCUAGCCGCUGUGGCUAUGCUGACAGACUUUACCUACCUGUGGCAGCACUUAUUAGACGAGUCACUGCUAAUCUCAUGCCCAUAAAAAUUAAGCUUCUGAAGGCCAAUGGUGAAGACCCAGAUAUUAAAGAGUUAGGAACCCUGGCAAAACCAUCCCAAGAUUAUUUUGAAAAUGUAAGUUUGGUAUUCCUGCCACAUCUCUUUCUAAUAUCUGCACUUCUGGGGAUCCAGCAAAAAAGUGAUGCCACAAUGCCCUUGUGCCUUUUACCAUACCACAGUGCCAGUUCAGCUAGCAUCCCUGCUGCCUGCGGGGUGAGACUGGACACAUCUUAGGAUAAAGGCGAGGCUGCAGAGCACUGAGCAGAGAGGCUUUUCGUGAAAAGGGCAAGGCCGGCGCACUGAAUUGCAGUGAUGUGCACAGUGCGGGCAAACCUGAGGUGGAGCCAGGGCCUCACCGCUACGGAAGAGUGUCACUGCGGCUGCAGGUGGGCCCGGGAGUGGCGCUGCGCUGCAGGGACAGCCGUCCCGACCGGCUUCUCCUUGACACACAAUUGCAGCUGUAUUCUGCAUCACUGGAAACCGCAACAUAACAUUAAAUCUGUUGGUAUGUGAA
Molecule: messenger RNA, 2804 nt
Organism: Pteronotus mesoamericanus
Lineage: Eukaryota; Metazoa; Chordata; Mammalia; Chiroptera; Mormoopidae
Gene: TMOD1
Product: tropomodulin 1
Exons: 10
Coding region: 206-1285 (359 amino acids)
Biological process (GO): myofibril assembly; muscle contraction; pointed-end actin filament capping
Cellular component (GO): striated muscle thin filament; myofibril; cytoskeleton
Molecular function (GO): tropomyosin binding
Source: RefSeq, a predicted model, not a curated record